AUGGCCACUUUCCUACUUUACAAAACCGAAAUGCUCGACUUGAUCAAGAAAUCAGAACGGUUUUGGAAACUCGAUCGUUUCGGCGACUUGCAGGCUAAAAAUCUACACUCAACCUAUCCCAUUUUCCAAAUAUUUUUCUACGUUUACGUGGUGAUUUUGUUUCUAACUUGUGCAAUGUUUGCGCUUGUGAAUUGGAUUUUUGAUACUGGAAAACCGAUUUCGCUGUGUUAUGGCGAGUCGGAAGGACUUGAAACACCAUGGGUUGAGUUUUACAUCGUUUUGCAGUCGGUGGAAGUUACGAUUAUUUUUCUGGGAAUCACUGGAUAUGACAUGGUUUUUCUCUAUUACGCCGGAUCUGUUUGCAUACAAUUCCAAAUGCUGAAAAUGGCUUUCGCGGAAAGGAAAAUGAACGAGAGGCAAUUCCUCAAAGCUGUGAAACACCACGAAUUUUUGCUACAAUACGUUGAGCAACUUGGUGAUAUUUAUUCAAUGUGGUUUCUGCUCCAGUAUUUUUCCAGCCUUUUUGGGAUUUGUUUCGGCUUGUUUUUGAUUUCGAAGGAAGGGUUGCCUACAGAGCCGGAACGUCUUUCGAAAUACUUUCCGUACAUUUUUUCAUUCACAAUGCAAUCGUUUACGUUUUGUAUGACUGGUACCAUGUUGUCGGAUUGGUCGAGCGAAAUUUCAGAUGAAAUUUUUCACAGUGAUUGGUCCGAUGAUCAAGUUUACAAAAACAAGACAGCAAGGCUUAUUGUAAUGAAUCGGGCACAAAGGCCGGCUAAAAUCUCAAUUGGGAAAUUUUUGGAUUUGAAUUUGCGCAGUUUCAUUCUUUUGAUGAGGAGUGUGUUUUCCUUUCUUGCUUUCGUCAAUAAUAUAUUGAACCGAAUCAAUUAAUUCACGCAGACGUGGUCAUUAUUACGUAUUAAUUAUUAUAAAUAGUAAAAAAAUUACUUAUUAAUUUAACUGUAACUUUCUAUAAAACACAAUAAAGUUGUUUGAUAAUUCA
Molecule: messenger RNA, 1003 nt
Organism: Tribolium castaneum (red flour beetle)
Lineage: Eukaryota; Metazoa; Arthropoda; Insecta; Coleoptera; Tenebrionidae
Product: odorant receptor 98a
Exons: 4
Coding region: 1-891 (296 amino acids)
Biological process (GO): detection of chemical stimulus involved in sensory perception of smell; sensory perception of smell
Cellular component (GO): plasma membrane
Molecular function (GO): olfactory receptor activity; odorant binding
Source: RefSeq, a predicted model, not a curated record